AUGUCAGAGUUUGUAUUACUAUCUUUAAAUGCAAAUAUAUCAAGAUUCACUGAUCCGUUUUCUAUAAUUUUAGGCUCGUUGAAAAGCCCUUGUUCUGGACUUUAUAGGCGAAAAAAGAACUCGCCGAUUGAAUCAUUAGAUCCAGAGAUAUUUACAUUUAAAGUUGAGGCUCUUUGGAAAGCCCUUGAUCUGGUCUAUAUGAACGAAAAAAGAGCUUGCCGAUUGGAUCACUGGAUCUGGAGAUAUUUACUAGAAGUAAAAGUAGAAAUAGAAGACAAGACAAAAGUAGAGAUAGAAGAUGAAAUAGAAGUAGAGAUAGAAGAAGAAGUAGAACAGUUUCUUGUACAUCAUUCUACCGAACACUGGAAUGAACCAUUUGGCACGGCUUCUAGGCGAUUUCAAAGAAACGAACCAUUUGACAUAGCUUCUAAAGGACCUGGUCCGCUUCUGGUCCAAAAUUUGGACCUAAAGAUCUGCAGACCAGGUCCUAGGACCAGGUCUUUAGGUCCAGGACCUAGGACUUUACCAUCCCUAUUUCUAGGCGAUUUUAAAGGUGGAAACGAACCAUUUGGUACAGCUUCUAAAGGCGAUUUCAAAGGUGGGAAUGAACCAUUUGGUACAGCUCCUAAAGAAAAAAGUAAAGUAAAAACUAUUAGUAAAUGGCCAAUUUUCUACAGUGACCUUUAUUAUAAGAAUGAACCAUUUGGCAUGAUUCUUAGGCGAUUUCAAAGGAACAGACUAUUUGGUUAUAGCUUCUAG
Messenger RNA from Rhizophagus irregularis DAOM 181602=DAOM 197198, 759 nucleotides. NCBI's taxonomy places the organism in Eukaryota, Fungi, Glomeromycota, Glomeromycetes, Glomerales, Glomeraceae. The record is from RefSeq and is a predicted model, not a curated record.